This is a messenger RNA of Conger conger (European conger), 3478 nucleotides long. RefSeq names its product ubiquitin-conjugating enzyme E2 R1-like. Lineage: Eukaryota; Metazoa; Chordata; Actinopteri; Anguilliformes; Congridae. The record is from RefSeq and is a predicted model, not a curated record. Gene Ontology annotation, biological process: protein polyubiquitination; ubiquitin-dependent protein catabolic process. Gene Ontology annotation, molecular function: ubiquitin conjugating enzyme activity.
GCGACACAUUGUAGCAGCUGCAAAUUGAGGAGGGAGAGAUCUCUCUACCCAGCCGGACGUCCGUUCAUUUAUUUAUUUAUUUUUGUUGUUUACUUUAUUUCUGCCCCGAUUACACAUUUAAUCAUAGUUGUUGGAAUCUGGUUUGGAAUAGUUCUAAACACGUUCAGCUAGUUAAUUUAAGAGCUAAUCAAGGGAACGCCGACGACAGAUUCGCGAGUACAGCAAAGCUAGCUUCGACGGGGUUUUGAGUUGUCAACGAGUGAUUUACGGGUUUGUUUUAUCUUUGUGGAAGACACUGUAAACUAAACGUCGGGACCAAACGAGCCAACAGAACAAUACACCUUUUUGGUCUUGUUGAUUUAACUCUCUAGAUAGGUAGCUAGUCGUUUUACAAAAGCAACGGGAAAUUUAUUUAGCCAGAACGUAGCUGAAUAUGGCUCAACAUGGACAUCAUCAUGUAGCGAGUUCCCAAAAGGCAUUAAUGCUUGAGAUGAAAAGUCUUCAAGAAGAGCCAGUUGAAGGGUUCAAAAUAACUUUAGUGGACGAAUCGGACUUGUACAACUGGGAAGUAGCUAUCUUUGGACCUCCAAAUACCCACUACGAAGGGGGGUAUUUUAAGGCCCGUAUCAAGUUCCCCAUCGACUACCCCUACUCUCCACCUGCCUUCAGAUUCCUCACCAAAAUGUGGCACCCCAACAUAUAUGAGAACGGAGACGUGUGCAUCUCCAUCCUCCACCCGCCCGUGGACGACCCCCAGAGCGGAGAGCUGCCGUCAGAGAGAUGGAACCCCACGCAGAACGUCAGGACGAUUCUGCUGAGCGUCAUCUCGCUGCUGAACGAGCCCAACACCUUCUCCCCCGCCAACGUGGACGCCUCCGUCAUGUACCGCAAGUGGAGAGACAGCAAGGGCAAGGACCGCGAAUACGCCGAGAUCAUCAGGAAACAGGUGCUAGCCACCAAGGCUGACGCGGACCGUGACGGGGUGAAGGUGCCCACCACCCUGGCGGAGUACUGCGUCCGCACCCGCGCCCCGCCCACCGACGAGGGCUCCAACCUCUUCUACGACGAUUACUAUGACGACGAGGACCUGGAGGAGGACGACGACGAGGACGAGGACGGGGACUGCUGCUAUGACGACGAGGACGACUCCGGGACGGAGGAGUCCUGACGCAGCCCCGCCCCCCCCCACCCCACCCCUGCCACGCCCUUCCACCACGCCCGCCCUCUGAACUGAACUCCCCGCCCCCUCCCUGAGGACCCGCACAGACCUCCUCCGCCUGGCCCCUCCUGCUUCUGACAUCCACGCCCGCUUAACAGGAAGACCACAGAGUUUGUUUCCGUUGCCGUUUUAUUUUUUAUUUUGGUUUUAAAUGUUUAAUUUUGUUGGCCACCACCCUUUGGCUCCCCAGCUACACAUAACAUACGUAAAUGCACACACACACAAAUACACACUUUAAGGCCCAGCUGGUUUUCUUUAUCUUUUACACAUUUUGGCUCUUUUCAGUUGGUGGAACUUGCGCUGAAGGGAACAAAGGCUUAGACUGUGUGAGUGUGUGUGUGUGUGAGCGAGCGAGCGUGUGUGUGAGCUGGCAUGUGUGGUUCAGUGUGUGUGUGUGAGCGAGCGAGCGUGUGUGUGUGUGUGUGUGUGUGUGUGUGUGUGUGUGUGUGUGUGUGUGUGUGUGAGAGCGUGAGCAGGCGUGUGUGUGUGUGUGUGUGUGUGUGAGAGCAUGUGUGGUUCAGCGUUUAAGUGCGUGUGUGAGUGAAUGUGUGUGUGUGAGAAAGUUAGUGAGCAACAAGAUCAGCACAAAUCACUGGGCUAUUUGUCAGAAGUCUCUGUUGUUUCUAUCCUACCCCUCGAACGGUCCAGGGAGACCUAGGACUAAAGCACUAAAGCUGCAGUUUUUUUUACUCACAGUUAAAGGAUGUGUGCUACACCGGCCGGCUUAGCAACCACUUCUCACGUUUGUUUGCAGAAAUGGAGGCAGGUGAUGUUUUGGAAUAUGCUCGUCCUUUUCUGUGGCUCAUAGAGACGGGAGACUGUGGUUUGCGGUCCUCGUCGAGUUCGCCCAACAUAGCUGUUCUGGAAGCUUAGUUUAAUUUUUGUGUCUCCGUUCCAUUGACAUGUUAAACCAGCCCAAACACAGUACCAGGUUAUAAUCCAGUCAUAGAAUGCUUUUCUUGUUUGUACAUGUGAUCCCAUAGCUGUGUUAGUAAAUAUUGGAAAAGCAUUUUCAGUGUUGUAACUGACCAGCUAUACAGCGUAGGCUAACCGGUAUCGGUGAAAAAGAAAGGUCAGGUUUUCUUAUCAAGCGCCCUUUUUUAGGGGUUCUUUAUGUGAACUCGAGGUUUUAUCGUGUUUAAUGUGAUUUUUUUUUUUGCCAGGUGAAAGCUACGAUAAUAUAGCUGGGUUAUGAUAUGGUGAUCUUACGGAGACUUCAAACUGCAAACGGUUUCAGUAGAGCACUGUGGUGUUGGUUAGCUCGUGCGAGGAUGUCCGAAUUUCAGACGGUUAGCUUGUGCUAGUCGGUUAUUGCGUCAAGUUGACCUCAAACAUUAGUCUUUCCGUGGCAAGCUGGCUCGUGUAUCUCUCAGAUCUGGUACCGUGGAUCAUAAAACCGGUUCUUUCUCUCGAGAUUCCAAGUGGCACUCAAAGCUCAAUUUACGUGCUUAUUCUGUCUGAACCAGUUACUAUUAAAAUUCAGUAUUUAAAUAAACAAAAACGUACUCUUGAAGUCUUCAUGGGCAAUAACUGUGGCAAUUUAGCAGGGGAAAACCAGCGUGGUAACCGAACUGAAGGAAUCGUUCGGUCUGUAAAUGACAAAUUGGGGGGUGGGAGGGGGUGGGCAGGGUUACUGUACUCCAAUAGGGAUGGAAGCCGUGCAUGGCGUUAGCCUGCUAGCCCGUCCAGUGAUUAGUAUUAACGGUAUUGGAUAUGAAUUCAUAAGCCCAGUUUAUGUGAUAUGUGGGUGAAUGAUAUGAUGAUUUAUCUUGCUCGGAACACAGUCGGAACAAAGUUGCGAGGAUUUAUGUUUAGCUCGGGACUAAUUUUUUGUGAAGCUGCAGGUUGAUCGUUUGUUUAUUCUCCCUUUUAUCUUUUUUGUUUUGUUUUGUUUUUUUUUCUGCCCUCUUUUUGAAAAGGAGCGUUUGGUGGCAGAUUCAGAGGGAUCAUCAGCUACCAUUUUUGGAAGCUAAAACCUCAGGACAAAAACUAAGACGAAACCAGUAGUUUCUCUCCUUUUUUCUUUCUUCUCGUCGUCAGGUCCUCUCAAGAAAGCUGGUCCCCAUCACCUCCGCUUCAGACUGUUUACAAUCUUUCCCCUAAUAUUGAUAUUGAUACUGCUAUUGAUAUUGAUAUGCACAUGUGGAGAUUUUGACCAUCAUUUGAUGUAUUUUUUUUUCCUCUUUGUAUUUUUUUUUUCCUUUUUCUUAUGGUUUGUAAAUCUAUUUAAAACUUAAAAAUAAAGAUCUUUAUCUAAUA